Molecule: messenger RNA, 1588 nt
Organism: Synchiropus splendidus (mandarinfish)
Lineage: Eukaryota; Metazoa; Chordata; Actinopteri; Syngnathiformes; Callionymidae
Product: ras-related protein Rab-5C-like
Exons: 6
Coding region: 133-798 (221 amino acids)
Molecular function (GO): GTP binding; GTPase activity
Source: RefSeq, a predicted model, not a curated record
GUUGCACAAGGCGGAAGUGUUUUUGGAGGAAAACGAGAAAACAACCAAGUGAGAGGGCAGAAGUCCUGUGCUAAAGUUGGAGGGCGAAAUUGUGGUGUGGCGUUCAGUAGUCGCUCGUUCCCCGUCUUGUCGAUGGCCAGCCGCAGUGGGACAGCAACCAGGCCUAAUGGCGCUGCAACAGCAAACAAAAUGUGUCAGUUUAAACUGGUGCUGCUUGGCGAGUCGGCAGUAGGAAAGUCCAGCCUGGUGCUGCGCUUUGUCAAGGGGCAGUUUCAUGAAUAUCAGGAGAGCACAAUUGGAGCUGCCUUUCUGACUCAAACGGUGUGUCUGGAUGAUGUCACUGUCAAAUUUGAGAUCUGGGACACCGCUGGACAGGAGCGCUACCACAGUCUGGCUCCUAUGUACUACCGUGGCGCACAGGCCGCCAUUGUAGUGUACGACAUCACUAACUCUGAUACUUUUGUAAGAGCAAAGAACUGGGUGAAGGAGCUGCAAAGACAAGCCAAUCCCAACAUCGUGAUUGCUCUGGCUGGCAACAAGGCCGACAUCGCAGACAAGAGAGCUGUUGAGCAUCAGGAGGCACAACAAUAUGCUGACGACAACAGCCUGCUUUUCUCAGAGACUUCAGCAAAGACUGCCAUGAAUGUCAAUGAAAUCUUUAUGGCUAUUGCAAAGAAACUUCCCACAAAUGAUCCCCAGGCUGGGACAGGAGCAAGUGGCCGCACCAGGCAUGGAGUGGAUCUUCAUGACACCCCUCCUCAGAAUCGCAGUAGCAGGUGCUGUGGCAGCAACAACUAGCACAGUACCGGGCGACACGUCUAGAAAGCGAGCCUUGAUCACUGUUCUAAGGACAACAUGUAGCUAAAGACAGGAAAGGGCAGAGCCACUCGCCAAUCCUGGGCUGAAACUGAAUUAAAGAUGAAACUAUCAGAGUCUACUUUUAUUAAAGAAACAUUGUUGAGGAACUCAUAAGCUAGAGGGAUCACCUUAAUCCCUCACUACUACUGUCCUCAGUCAUCACCCCAUUUCUCUGUCCGUGUCUUUUUUUUUUUUUUUUUUUUUUUUGAGGACAAACUUUUACUAUUGAUUGCAUGUGAAUAUUUAACUAUGAGAUAUAUAUUUUCUUACACAUGUCCAUAUUCACGAAUAGCCAUAUGUGUACCACUUUCUAUGUGUCGCCUUUCCACAUUUUAGCUGCAAACUACAGUACAUACUUGCAUCAUAAGUAUGUGUUGCCAAUUUGGACUAGAGUUUUUAACAAGGCUCUGUAUUCAGCUUUUGUUUUUCGGGCAGACCUGGCUUCAACUGUCUAUACCUCUGAAAAAUUUUUUAAACCAAUGCAAUUGUUUGCAUUUCUUUUGUAUCAAUAUCCAUAGCCUCAGAGCGCUGGAUGCCUCUUAGAAAGACAUGGAAAUAACUUGUAGAUCUGAAAUACAGUAAAAAAACAGUCAACUGUGUGUGCAUUUGUCCCGCUGUUUAGUUAUGGUGUGUUUGGGUUUUUUUUUCCCCAAGUACACGUUAACAAACGUACCAAAAAUCUAUUUUCAUAAAAGUGUGGUUCUUUGAAUAAAUAUUAAUGAUCAAAUGA